AUCUGCAUACACAUAAAAAGUGCAUGCAUUAAUAAGGAUUUUAUUUUAUUUUUGUUGUUGAAGGUAUCAGCCUCGAAAGUGUUGCAAGAGACAUGCAACUACAUACGAAGCUUGAACAGAGAAGUUGACAACCUCAGCGAGCGUUUGUCUCAGCUUCUCGAAUCUGUCGAUGAAGAUAGCCCUGAAGCCGCCGUUAUUAGAAGCCUCCUCAUGUAACUUUCUUUUUGUUGACUUUUUGACAAGCUAAGCCCUACUCAUGUAAUCUUUCAUGAUCGCUC
Messenger RNA from Camelina sativa (false flax), 278 nucleotides. The record is from RefSeq and is a predicted model, not a curated record. NCBI's taxonomy places the organism in Eukaryota, Viridiplantae, Streptophyta, Magnoliopsida, Brassicales, Brassicaceae.